AAAUAAUAAUAAAUAAUACAGCAUUCAAAUUAGGGUUGCUGCGUACGUAUACGCAUUCUCCCAAUAGGAAUAAACGAUAUUAUAAUCGUACAACGAAAAGUUCUCUUUUCAGUUGAAUGAAAAAAGUGUUUGUUGCGGACAAUUCCUACCUAAAUGAAACUUUCCAGCAUUUCCAAACUUUUCAAACAGUUUUUGUUGAAGACAGUGAUCCAGGAGGAUAGUCCAUAAAUUAAAAUCGAUAACGUUUUACUACAUUUAGAACUGUAGAUGGCGAUAUUCCAUGAUCGAGCGAAGAAGUCGAGCGAGAGAGAAUGGAAGACCUGAGCAGUGGAUUGGUGUCUGGUGGAGGUCCGCAACCUUCACCGGAUAAUGUUGUGACAUGCAUGUCACAGUCUUCGGCGGAUGUUAUUAUUAGUGAAUCGAAGAAUGUAGUUGUGCAGCGGUUAGGCAUUGGUAGCCCCAUUUGGAACCUGACAGGCAGUUCAAGUGAGGGCCUAAGCGAGGUAGGGCUUGAUGCAGCGGUUGUCAUGGAAACACCUGGAUGGCCUUGGGAAGGAGUUGGGAUGAGUACUCUAGGUAGUCAAUCCCUUCUUUCAGAUGCCCAAUUGGAAGCCAUCGGUAAGGCUAUGUCCUCUGAUGAUAUGGACCAGAUUUUUAUUGUGCAGAAUCCCUACCAGUCAGAAUCGAUGACAUCAGAAGGAGAAGAUGCUGAGUUUGGCCAUGUCGAGGAAGUGUAUGCUGGGUCGAAAUUGUCCAUGCAAAUAGAUCCCUUCAUGAACACAUCGACUACUGUUGAAGUAAGCUCUACCGAUGAGUCAUUUAACUUGACUAACCUCCUAGGAGGUGAGGUAAGCAUGGCCACAGACCAACGGUCUGAUGUUGAUACUGUUGCACCAGUGUUUUCAACUGUCCCUACAGGUGACGAGGCUGAUGUGUCGAAUAAUGAAACCAAAGACACAACGUGUACAGGCAGACGACACAUGGCCAGACGGUCUUCUCGUUUAGCCAGGAAUCUUAAUCUGAAAUCAGAGGACUCCACAGAUAUGGAAUCCGAGAAAGAUGAAAGAUUAACGAGUAAAAUUCUAUCAUCAAGAAAAGAAGGGGUUGUGAAGAAGCGUAAGGAAAAGCAGGAUGAGGUUCAUAUUCAGAAAAUGUUUAAAAGUAUUUACAAAGAGAAGAUUACAGGGCAGAAGAAAGAUGAAGGCGAUGAUGUUGAAGGAAUGAAGAAACACAGGCUAAAAAACCAAGAGCAGGAUGCGAUAAGGAGACAGAUUCUACAACAUGGUCUCAGAAAGGUCAAAGAUUCCAGCGAGGUUAAAGAUUCAAUGCCGAAACCAAAAGAGAAAUCUGCUUUUUCUGCCUCUGUAUUGAAGCAGGAAAAGCAUGCAAGGCCAGAGAAAAUACACAAAGCAGUUAAACGACGCGAGUCAUCUGAAGAGGUUGUACAACAGUACAUAGUCACUGUAAGAAAGGAUGCUAAAGGCCAAACUAAAGAUGUCAAAGUUGACGUUGAAAAAUUUGAUGCUCGAAUUUUAGAUGUUAAAGGUCAAAUAAAUAGGAAAAUUAAAUCUGACCAGGUGCAUGCCACGGACCAACAAGCUAAGAAACUUAGUAAGGAUAAGUUAAUUCCAGAUACAAUGAAUUUAAGAAAGAGGAGAGAAAGUAUUGAUAAAGUAAAGCAAUGGAAACAUGAUAAUAACAAUGAUGAUCAGAAAGUUGACUCUACAAGCACCAAAGACCAAAAGCAGAAACUUGGAAUUGAAUUAGAGGAGUCAGCGAAAAUGCAGGUUGGACAACAGAGAGAAAAAAGAGUGUGUAUAAAGCGACGAUUCUCCUCGCACAGUGAAGGCCUACAAUUUAGCGACGAAUCGGAGGAUGCAGUUGAAGAUGAUGAUGAGGAUGAUGCUGUAAGCUGGACAAGCAGCGAUGAUCCUGACCGCCUCUGGUGCAUCUGUCAGAAGCCUCAUGGCAACAGGUUCAUGAUAAGCUGUGAUCAGUGUAGUGAAUGGUUCCAUGGGACUUGCGUAGGCAUCACGAAAAAGGAGAGCCAUCAGCUUGAGAAGUGGUUUUGUGCUCACUGCAAAGGAAAGGACAAGGAAAGUAAAGAUAAUAUUGAGAAGGAAGAUAAAGUUGCAAGCAGUAGAGCUGGUGUAAAUGAGAAAAUGGCAGAGUUUAUAAAGGGUAUGAGAAAAAGAAAAGACAGCAAAUCAGAGACUCCCACAAGCCCAACGAAGAAGACAUCGACUCCAAAACACCAGUCUUCGAAACAAUGUUGUGCUAAUUCUGCGUGUAAGAGAACGGCCAAACAAGGCACUGUCUACUGCAGCAACGAAUGCAUCAUUGAUCAUGCCAAGGAUUCGAUGCGUCUCAUUCGUCACGAUCGUAAUCGCCUUGGAUUAAAGGUGAAACCAGAGUCUCCUGGAUCGUCAAAGUCAACGCAUGACUCCAAAGGUCAUGGCCUCCAGUCCAUAGAGCAUAUUACAGUUAUUGAAAGACACACUGGAAGGAUCAGGAAAGGAGAUAGUGCACCAAAUGACCGUAAUCUGAUGGAAUGGCUUACUAGGCAUCCUACGUAUGAAGUGGUCAAGCCAAGGGCUCGAAGCCACUCUGCAGGCUCAUUUUACAAGAAAUCUAGUGAAGAGAAGCUGAGGGAAUCUACUAAAGAGACAACAAAGGCAGCACCUAAGGAAGCCCCAAAGCCAACACCGAAGGAGUCUCCAAAGGUAACACCAAAGGAGUCGCCAAAGUCAUCAUCCAAAGAGACGUCAAAGGCCACACCAAAGAAAGGCAAGAUUGAGCAACCGCCCAAGCCACCUAAACCGAGUGAGGACCAACUUCGACUCAGCGUACGUAAAGCAUUUUUGGAUGCUUUUCUUACAAGGUUAUCUGAGGCAAAGGAUCUUCCUUAUGAUAAGUCAUAUGUGAAGAAAAUGUGUGUCAAGAUAGAAGAGAACUUAUUCAAAAUUCACCGGGAUGUUAGCACAAAGUAUAAAGCUAAAUAUCGUACUUUGGUAUUUAAUAUCAAAGAUGCCAAAAACAAGGGCUUGUUUCGCAUGAUUCUGAAUAAAGACCUGCCUGCAAAAAAACUGGUGACAAUGUCUUCAGAAGAGUUGGCCUCAAAGGAACUGUCGGAAUGGCGAGAGCGAGAAAGCAAACAUGCUUUAGAGAUGAUCAAGCAAGAAGAAGAACUUAAGAAGUCUACACCUAUGCAACUGACCAAGAAAACACACAAAGGGGAAGUGGAGAUUGAGGAUGAGCACUACAGUGCACUUGAGACGACUGUAAUAGAAAAGUCUCCAACCAAACUCAAGAAAGGAUACAGCAAAGAAGCUGAGGAUGCUGACCCCUUAUCGACCUUGCUCGAUGACACAACUUCACAACACAGGGCACAUCUGUUUGAUUCUAACUGCAAGAUCUGUACUGGAAAAAUGGCGCCCCCUAAGGAUGACAUUGCUCCGGUGAAGAAGACAAAGGUCGUCCAUCGCAAGAGCUCAGAGGACAGGCAAAAUGUUUUGCAAAGUGAUAGUUCAUAUGAUGAAGAAAUCCUAGAGAAAUUGGUAGGAAUGUCUAAGCAGAAGGAGGAUGAUAAAGAUGAUACAGAAGAAGAAUAUGAUCCAUUAACAACCAGCUUUUCUCCACUGAGUAAACCAUCUGAACGUGUUGACGUGUCACCGCCGACACCUGUUCUACCUAAACCAACUCACAUUUGGAAGGGAUCUGUUUUUAUGCCAGACGUAGCCAAGUUUAAUACGGCAGCCUAUGAAGUCUCUGGUAACCACAAGCAUCUGUCAUUAAACCUUGGAAACACAAUUCACAUCUGUGGCCGAAUUCCGAAAGAAGCGGUGUGGGAUUAUUUCAAGAAGCUUCAUAUGUCCAGCACUACAGAACUGGUUGUCAUAAGACUGCAUGUAGCGGACGAAAACGACAAAGCUGGCUAUAUAGCACUGUACCAGUAUUUCCACAACCGCAACCGAAUCGGCGUGGUUGGUAGUGCAAAAUCUCCAAUAAAGGACAUGUAUAUUUUACCGUUGCCGUCUACUGAGGAAUUGCCUUCGUCCAUAGGCGCAUUAAGUUCACCAGGAUUGGAAAAAACUAGGCCGCACCUUCUUCUUGGAUUAAUAGUACGUUAUAAAGACUCUCAACCAUGGGCAUCAGGUCACUCAUCAUCUAGUAAGAUUCGUCCAAGUCGAUCAGCAGUUUCUUCAUCAAUGUCUAAACGACAUUCUGUUGACAGUUUCAAUCCUGCUGCCCUGGCAACUAAUUAUCAAUCCAGAGCAGUUAAGGAAGGGCCAGAAGAGAAACGAGCGAAAAGGUCUCUUUCGCUACCAGAUUCUGAUUGGUUCAUGCAAGGCAAGCAGAUGGAAGACCCAAUAGUAGCAGAGUACACUUGUGCUGACCGUUCUAAACUGCUUGAAGAUGUUGUGGAAGCUUACUCCCCUUCGCAGGAAGAGAGGGAAGCACCAUACGAUCCCUCUGACGUACUGGAUGACUUCCCUCAGCCAGUGGUGAAGAACACACCUGAACCAUUGGUAGAUACAACUGAAGGUAGUGGAAAGUUUAAUGCACUCCUUAAAAACGUUGCUCAAACAUUGCCACAAAUAGGUGCUGCGGAUACUGUACCUUCAGAAGUGAAAUCAAAUUUGUUAAAAACCUUUGACUCUGACUCUAGUAUGACAGAACAACAGCAGCUUCUGAUACGUUUGACUAAGCAAGUUGAGGAUGCUAAAAAAGCUCUUCUUGAUAAACAAAUAGAGUCCUUACAGUCAAAAAUCAAUAAAACAGUGUCUGAUGCCGCGGAAGAUGAAGCAUAUGAUCCUGCAAAUGUCACGUCUUCGCACAACACACCAACGUCUGGCGAUGCCUCUAAGACUGUCAUGCAGGCGUCUCCAGAUUCUACCGUUACCCAACCUAAGUAUACUUACACACCUGAAUAUCCGGCAGCUACAGCUUCUUACAAAGACCCAAAACUAGACCUGGGUGAACAACCACAAAAGUACUCGCCGUCCUCUGUUUCUUCACCUAUUUUACCCCUUCAGAGGGUAUCCCCGGCCCAACCUAGCAAAGAUCAAAGAGAUGGUAACAGAUAUACCCAAGGAAAGUACACAGAAUAUGACCAUGAUAAUCAACGUCCACCUCCUCCCCACCGCCAUCCAUAUGAUGACUACAGAGGUAAUCCUUACAGAGAUCAAGAUUACCGGGAAGGAAGAGAUCAUUGGUCGCGUCGUGAUGAAUAUAGAGGGCGACAGUCAGGUUAUAGAGAAAGAUCGCACUAUCAUUGAACAAGUGUGUUAACUGUUUAAUUUAAAAAAUAAACUAUACAAUAUACUUGAAUUACACAGGAACAGUGUUGAAGAUAGCCAAACAUUGUACAGUACACAAUUCAAAGUGAUCUAAAAUGCAAAUUGUAUUGCAGUCUUUUCACAUUUACCGCCAUUUUGGAACCUGGUUUCUGUAUAAGUGCAAUGGUCGAUGUUAAUGCUCGACAUUUUCAGUGAUCCGUAGAAGCACUUUUGCGACUACAGUUUUGACUGAUGUCGGUUAGUGGACUGUGGUAAUCUGUAUAAAGGCAUAUUAUCCUAGAAAUGCAAACAGUUCAAAUAAAACUUGUAUUUGAAAUAUAAUAUAUCAGAAUAUAUACUGCCACUGUGAAGAUGUUAAUACUGUUUUUACUCUUUGGCUAUUUAAGUAUGUUUUGGUCUGAAACAACAUUGUGUAACUUGAAAUUUAUCUAAAAGCCUGGUUUUAUUUGUUGGAAAGCAUGUUUGUAUUUUAAAAACUGCCUGUAUUGAAACAUGUAUAAUAUGUUACAGUUUUUAUUUAUUUUUACUUACCAGUAUGCCCAAUCCCCAAAAGUUGGAGCAACAGUAAAUGAAACGUUUUUUUUUUUAAUCGAAUUAUUGAUGCAAUUAUAGACUCGGAUAUAUUUUAUUGACAAUGCUGAACUAAAAAGAAAUAUAAGGUUUAAAAAUCAAAAUAGCAGCCAACGUUCUGUUUUACGAUUAACCAAGAAAAUUGUGUCUUAAUGUUAUUUACAGAUACAUAUGUGUAAGUUAUGUGUAACAUUGUUGUACGCUAUUAAAACAUUUGGAAUUAUUAGCCAUCCCUCUGGGGGACUAUUGAAAA
Molecule: messenger RNA, 6123 nt
Organism: Anneissia japonica
Lineage: Eukaryota; Metazoa; Echinodermata; Crinoidea; Comatulida; Comatulidae
Product: PHD finger protein 3-like
Exons: 18
Coding region: 312-5279 (1655 amino acids)
Biological process (GO): DNA-templated transcription
Cellular component (GO): nucleus
Molecular function (GO): protein binding
Source: RefSeq, a predicted model, not a curated record